Galeopterus variegatus (Sunda flying lemur) is the source of this 978-nucleotide messenger RNA. RefSeq names its product olfactory receptor 52H1. Gene Ontology annotation, molecular function: G protein-coupled receptor activity; olfactory receptor activity. The record is from RefSeq and is a predicted model, not a curated record. NCBI's taxonomy places the organism in Eukaryota, Metazoa, Chordata, Mammalia, Dermoptera, Cynocephalidae. Gene Ontology annotation, biological process: G protein-coupled receptor signaling pathway. Gene Ontology annotation, cellular component: membrane. The transcript has a single exon. Bases 1 to 978 code for a protein of 325 amino acids.
AUGGCCAUGUACAACUUGAGUAGCUACAACACAGAACACUUUACUCUUUUGGGCAUCCCUGGAUUGGAGAAGUACCAUGUCUGGAUCAGCAUCCCCUUCUGCUUUAUCUAUCUUGUGGCCAUUGUGGGUAAUAGUACUCUUCUCUACCUCAUUGUGGUGGAGCACAGUUUUCAUGCUCCCAUGUUCUUUUUCCUUUCUAUGCUGGCAAUCACUGACCUCAUGUUGUCUACCACAUGCAUCCCCAAAACUCUUACCAUCUUCUGGUUUGGUCCGCAGAGAAUCAGUUUUCCUGGCUGUCUCACCCAAUUAUUCUUUCUGCACUACAGCUUUGUCCUGGACUCAGCCAUCCUCCUAGCCAUGGCAUUUGACCGCUACGUGGCCAUCUGCUUACCCUUGAGAUACACCACUAUUCUGACCCCCAAAACUAUUGUCAAUAUUGCUGCAUUAAUCUCUUUCCGAAGUUUCUGUGUUUUUGUCCCAUGUGUUUUCCUUGUGAAUCGUCUACCUUUCUGCAGGACACAUAUCAUCCCUCAUACAUACUGUGAGCACAUAGGUGUUGCCCGGCUGGCCUGUGCUGACAUCUCCAUCAAUAUCUGGUAUGGUUUUUGUGUCCCCAUCAUGACAGUGAUUACAGAUGUGAUCCUAAUUGCUGUCUCCUAUAUCCUCAUCCUCUAUGCUGUAUUCUGCUUCCCAUCCCGAGGAGCCCGCCAGAAAGCCCUUGGCACCUGUGGUUCCCAUGUCUGUGUCAUCCUCAUGUUUUACACACCAGCAUUCUUCUCCAUUCUCGCCCAUCACUUUGGGCAUAAUGUCUCUCGUACCUUUCACAUUAUGUUAGCUAACCUCUAUGUAAUCAUCCCACCUGCACUCAACCCUAUUGUCUAUGGAGUAAAGACCAAGCAGAUCCAGGACAAAGUCAUUCUUCUACUCUUUCCCAAGGGCCCCAAUGAUAUAGGCCUGAAAUCUGGGAGGUGGGGAUAA